AUGCCGAGCACGGGCCCCGAUGCACAGCUCCUCAAAGCAGCAGCCUCUGGCGACGUGGAUGGGAUCACACGGGCGCUGUCAGCAGGUGCAAACGUCGAGGCGCGCGACUCGUCCCAACGCACUCCCUUGCUCCUCGCGUCGCUGGGGGACCACGUCGACGCAGCCAAAGCACUUGUAGCCGCGGGCGCGGACCCGAACGCGCAGGACACCAUCCUCCAGUCCGCAUGGCUCGUGACGGGCGUCACGGGGUCCGUCCCCAUGCUCGAGGUGCUCCUCGGAGCGAACCCCAAGCCAGACUUAACCCUGCGUAACCGGUACGGAGGCGUGAGCGUCAUCCCCGCCUCGGAGCGAGGACACGUCGAUUAUGUCCGCCGCGUGGUGACUACCGGCAUUGAUGUCAACCAUAUCAACAACCUCGGCUGGACGGCACUCCUUGAGGCUGUCAUCCUCGGCGAUGGGAGCGACAAGUACGCCCAGAUUGUGCGAAUCUUGCUCGAGGCUGGCGCAAAGCCCUCAAUCGGCGACCAUGACGGCGUGACGGCGCUUCAGCAUGCCAGGCAGAAGGGGCAGAGUCGAAUCGUCGAGAUUCUCGAGCAGGCCUAG
Vanrija pseudolonga is the source of this 603-nucleotide messenger RNA. Its product is annotated as Putative ankyrin-containing lipoprotein. NCBI's taxonomy places the organism in Eukaryota, Fungi, Basidiomycota, Tremellomycetes, Trichosporonales, Trichosporonaceae. The transcript has a single exon. The coding region runs from base 1 to 603 and encodes 200 amino acids. The record is from RefSeq and is a predicted model, not a curated record. Gene Ontology annotation, molecular function: protein binding.